GGCGUAAUUGUAGGGAUGGUGGUGGCCUAUAGGAUACUCUUCUAUGCUGCUCUUCGACUCAGGAGCUCCUUUAUGCGAAAGUAGUAGAGAUUCAGGAACAUGUUUCCUAAAGAGAGAGAGAGGGGGUGGGGGGGCGGGGGGGGGGGGGGGGGGGGGGGGGGGGGGGGGGGGGGGGGGGGGGGGGGGGGGUGCGCGAUGAGGCGGAGGUGUACAGUAACUUGUUUCGCCCCUGGUUGUAUAUGGGAACCUCCUCUGGAUAGGUCUUCUUCUGAGGAGAUCCAACAUGCGACGGAAGUAGAGGAGUCAGAGGACAUAGGAGUUGUACAAAUUCUUAGCUCCUUUAUGUCACAUAUACAGUAUUAACUUAAUCAAUGGCGUCCUUGAUGGCCAUUAAUUUGUUUUAACAGCAGUUACUUUGAAAUUCGUUUGUGAGAGGGAGUGCAGUAGCAGUGGUACAGUGUGUCGGGGAGCUUAGGGAUUCGACCCAGCUAUUCGUUUGGGCUGCAACAGUUAGUAUGUUCUUGGCAUCCUACGUCACGAAGUUUGCCAGGGGUAUCGUGGCUGACGAGAAGGCAUGAAGAAUGUGCUCCUCGAGUGCAUGGUUCAGCAUGGCGUGCGAAGCAGGGGGGUUUGUGGCGCGCGAUGGGUCGCUGGUUAUUAGGAAUUAGGGCCGGAUCCCACUGGCAAAGAGGAUUGGAAGAAGUGGGUGAAUCUGGACGUGUUCCAGGUAGAGGUGCAGAAAAGUAGAUCAAUCACAAAUUUUCGCACCUGUCCGCAAACACGGCCACAUUCAGACACUUACUGCAAUCCUCUUUGCCGGUAGGAUAUCGCCCUUAGUUGAAAGGUAGGGAGGGAGCUUUUUGGACUGGGCAGGGUGGCUUCGCCCGGUUUUGUGUCCGUUUCUUUUUUUUUUUUUUUUUUUUUUUUUUUUAACUGAUCAGAACGGAUACUACACUUGAUCUUAGCCAAAAGGCCGAGACAGGUAUAGUGUUGUCUCUUAUACACAUCUAGAUGUGUAUAAGAGACAGCGUGAAAGCGGCGCGCGUAGACAUGCUUAUCGCGAUGUUGGGUCUUCGCGAAUGUGCGGACACACGGAUAGGCAACGAGCAAGUCCGAGGGGUAUCAGGGGGAGAGAGGAGGCGCGUCUCCAUCGGUGCGGAUCUGAUCCAUGACCCCGCCGUUCUGUUCCUGGACGAGCCGACGUC
Chara braunii is the source of this 1205-nucleotide messenger RNA. Lineage: Eukaryota; Viridiplantae; Streptophyta; Charophyceae; Charales; Characeae. The record is from the annotation of a GenBank genome assembly.